Messenger RNA from Triplophysa rosa, 784 nucleotides. Lineage: Eukaryota; Metazoa; Chordata; Actinopteri; Cypriniformes; Nemacheilidae. The record is from the annotation of a RefSeq genome assembly.
AUGGCCCACCAAGCACACGCAUACCAUAUAGUUGACCCAAGCCCAUGACCACUAACCGGCGCAGUCGGAGCUUUAUUAUUAACAUCCGGCUUAGCAAUCUGAUUUCACUUCCACUCUAUUACACUUAUAACCCUUGGACUAAUACUUCUAUUUCUAACAAUAUACCAAUGAUGACGAGACAUUAUCCGAGAAGGAACAUUUCAAGGCCACCACACACCCCCAGUACAAAAAGGCUUACGAUACGGUAUAAUCCUGUUCAUUACAUCUGAAGUAUUCUUUUUCCUAGGAUUUUUCUGAGCCUUUUACCACUCAAGCCUGGCACCCACCCCGGAGCUAGGAGGAUGCUGACCACCAACAGGAGUUACCACCCUGGACCCAUUUGAAGUACCACUACUUAAUACAGCUGUUCUUUUAGCAUCAGGAGUUACAGUAACAUGGGCCCACCAUAGUUUAAUAGAAAAUAACCGCAAACAAGCUAUUCAAUCACUAACACUGACAAUUUUAUUAGGACUUUACUUUACCACCUUACAAGCCACAGAAUACUAUGAAGCGCCCUUCACAAUCGCAGACGGAGUUUAUGGUUCAACAUUCUUUGUGGCCACAGGAUUCCACGGAUUACACGUUAUUAUUGGAUCUUCAUUCCUGGCCAUCUGCCUACUCCGACAAAUCCAAUAUCACUUUACAUCCGAGCACCACUUCGGCUUUGAAGCUGCCGCAUGAUACUGACACUUCGUAGACGUAGUAUGACUAUUCCUUUACGUAUCAAUUUAUUGAUGAGGCUCAU